AUGGCUGAUGCUCAUGAUACUGAUAAGAACAUUGAGGUGUGGAAAAUCAAGAAAUUGAUCAAGGCUCUUGAAGCUGCCAGAGGAAAUGGGACGAGUAUGAUUUCCCUUAUCAUGCCCCCACGUGAUCAGAUAGCUCGUGUAACCAAGAUGCUUGGCGAUGAGUUUGGAACUGCUUCAAACAUCAAAAGUAGGGUGAAUCGUCAGUCUGUGCUUGGUGCAAUCACCUCUGCUCAGCAGAGGCUUAAGCUUUAUAACAAGGUUCCUCCCAAUGGGCUUGUUUUGUAUACUGGCACAAUUGUGACUGAUGAUGGAAAGGAGAAAAAGGUGACCAUUGAUUUUGAACCGUUUAGACCUAUCAAUGCUUCUCUCUAUCUUUGUGACAACAAGUUUCACACUGAAGCUUUGAAUGAGCUCCUGGAAUCUGAUGACAAGUUUGGAUUUAUUGUCAUGGAUGGUAAUGGUACUCUGUUUGGGACCUUGAGUGGUAAUACAAGAGAGGUGCUUCACAAGUUCAGUGUGGAUCUUCCAAAGAAACACGGAAGAGGAGGGCAAUCAGCCCUACGUUUUGCCCGUCUUCGGAUGGAGAAGCGUCAUAACUACGUGAGGAAGACUGCUGAGCUUGCAACCCAGUUUUAUAUCAAUCCUGCUACCAGCCAGCCUAAUGUUUCUGGAUUAAUUCUUGCUGGUUCUGCUGAUUUCAAAACUGAGCUUAGUCAGUCAGAUAUGUUUGAUCCCCGUCUUCAGGCAAAAAUACUUAAUGUUGUCGAUGUUUCAUAUGGAGGGGAGAAUGGGUUCAAUCAGGCUAUUGAACUUUCAGCUGAAAUUCUGUCCAAUGUCAAGUUUAUUCAGGAAAAACGCUUGAUUGGAAAAUACUUUGAGGAAAUCAGUCAGGAUACGGGGAAGUAUGUAUUUGGCGUUGAUGAUACUCUUCAAGCUCUGGAUGCAGGAGCUGUUGAGACACUUAUUGUAUGGGAAAAUCUGGAUAUGACUAGGUACGUUUUAAAAAAUAGUACUACUGGUGAAGUUGUCAUUAAGCACUACAACAAGGAGCAGGAAGCCGUCCAAAGCAAUUUUAGAGAUCCUGAGACCGCCGCUGAUUAUGAGGUUCAGGAAAAGCUGUCUCUGUUGGAGUGGUUUGCAAAUGAAUACAGACGGUUUGGUUGCACUCUCGAGUUUGUUACCAAUAAAUCGCAAGAAGGUUCACAGUUUUGCAGAGGUUUUGGUGGGAUUGGUGGGAUCUUGCGUUACCAGCUUGAUAUGAGAACAUUUGACGAUUUUUCUGAUGAUGGAGGCGUGUAUGAUGAUGAUGAAUAG
Messenger RNA from Vicia faba (fava bean), 1314 nucleotides. The record is from the annotation of a GenBank genome assembly. NCBI's taxonomy places the organism in Eukaryota, Viridiplantae, Streptophyta, Magnoliopsida, Fabales, Fabaceae.